AUGAACAACAUUACGCAGCACAACUCGAGCAGCUCAUGGGAUUUGGACAUGAGCCUCGGCACCCACCACCACCCUCUCCUCUUCGACAGCCACCCCAACCCGGGGCCGCCGCCGCCGCCAUUAUCCUUCCACCUCUCCUCCUCCUCCCACCACCCUCCGGCGCCGCAUCCUGCACACCACCAUCCCAGCUUGGGUCCUUCGCUGUCUUCCUCCCUCUUCCCACAACCACCGCACCACCACCAUCAUCGGCUCCACCGCCUCGGCCUCGACAUCGACGACCCUUCCUCCCAUUCCCACGGCCACCGCGGGAACGACGAGCUGGAGGAGAUGCGGAAGCAGCACGAGGCGGCAGCCGAGCACGUGGACGAGGAGCUCGGCGCCAUGAAGGAGAUGAUGUACCGGAUCGCGGCCAUGCAGCCGGUGGACAUCGACCCGGCCACCGUCAAGAAGCCGCGCCGCCGCAACGUACGCAUCAGCGAGGACCCCCAGAGCGUGGCGGCCCGGCACCGGCGCGAGCGGAUCAGCGAGCGCGUCCGCGUCCUGCAGCGGCUCGUGCCCGGCGGCACCAAGAUGGACACCGCCUCCAUGCUCGACGAGGCCAUCCGCUACAUCAAGUUCCUCAAGCGCCAGGUGCAGGAGCUCCACAGCGCCGGCGGCCAGAGCAGCCAUGGAAUGCACUGA
Molecule: messenger RNA, 681 nt
Organism: Zea mays
Lineage: Eukaryota; Viridiplantae; Streptophyta; Magnoliopsida; Poales; Poaceae
Product: transcription factor HEC3-like
Exons: 1
Coding region: 1-681 (226 amino acids)
Biological process (GO): regulation of DNA-templated transcription
Molecular function (GO): protein dimerization activity; DNA-binding transcription factor activity
Source: RefSeq, a predicted model, not a curated record